Cyclopterus lumpus (lumpfish) is the source of this 4908-nucleotide messenger RNA. RefSeq names its product roundabout homolog 1-like. The record is from RefSeq and is a predicted model, not a curated record. NCBI's taxonomy places the organism in Eukaryota, Metazoa, Chordata, Actinopteri, Perciformes, Cyclopteridae. The transcript has 31 exons. The coding region runs from base 1 to 4809 and encodes 1602 amino acids. Gene Ontology annotation, molecular function: protein binding.
AUGCAGGCUGCACAAUCACCCAUCCCACUCCUUCUCAUCAGCCUCCUCUGUGUCAGCCAGCUGCAGCGGAGCCACGGCGUGGACAUUUCAUCAGAUACAGAGAAACACAGAGGGAACCGUGAGGUCAUCGCCCAAACACCUGCAUCUGAACCGGCACCUGAACAAGACAACAGCCUCGGGUACAAAGGGUCUCGUCUUCGCCAGGAAGACUUCCCUCCCCGCAUAGUGGAGCACCCCUCUGACCUCAUUGUCUCCAAAGGGGAACCGGCCACUCUCAACUGUAAGGCCGAGGGCCGUCCGACCCCAACGGUGGAAUGGUCCAAAGACGGGGAGCGCGUCGAGACGGACCGCGACAACCCCCGCUCCCACCGCAUGCUGCUGCCCAGCGGCUCCCUCUUCUUCCUGCGUAUCAUCCACGGACGACGGAGCAAGCCGGACGACGGCAGCUACGUGUGUGUGGCCCGAAACUAUCUGGGCCAGGCGAUCAGUCACAAUGCUUCCCUGGAAGUAGCCAUUUUGCGCGAUGACUUCAGACAGAACCCAGUCGACGUGAUGGUCGCAGUGGGGGAGCCGGCGGUGCUGGAGUGCCAACCACCCCGUGGGCACCCCGAACCCACCAUCUCCUGGAGGAAAGACGGCACCAACUUAGAUGACAGAGAUGAACGCAUCACAAUUCGCAGUGGCAAGCUGAUGAUCACCAACACCAGGAAGAGUGAUGCAGGGAAAUACAUCUGCGUUGGAACCAACAUGGUGGGAGAGAGGGAGAGCGAGAUCGCUGAACUCACUGUGCUAGAGCGGCCAACCUUCAUGAAGCGGCCCAGCAGCGUGGUGGUGUUGGCAGAGGAGAGCGUGGAGUUCCACUGUGUGGUUCAAGGAGACCCUGUUCCCACUGUCCGCUGGAGGAAAGAUGACUCCGACCUGCCUAAGGGCCGAUUUGAAAUCCUAGAGGACCAUACGUUGAUUGUUCGCCAAGUGACCUCUUUAGAUGAGGGCUCCUAUACAUGUGUGGUGGAGAACAUGGUCGGCAAGUCUGAAUCAUCCGCCACGCUCACUGUCCAUGUCAAUACUGUGCCCCCGGCAUUUGCCGUACGCCCCAGGAACCAGGUGGUGGCAGUGGGCAGGACGGUCACCUUCCAGUGCGAGGCCACUGGCAACCCACAGCCCGCUAUCUUCUGGCAGAGGGAGGGCAGUGAGAGUCUCCUGUUCUCUUACCAGCCACCGCAGCCCUUUAGCCGUCUGUCCGUCUCCCAGAUGGGCAGUUUGACUAUUACCGAUGUUCAGCGCUCUGAUGGCGGCUUCUACAGCUGCCAGGCUCUCAACAUAGCUGGCAGUGUUAUUACCAAAGCACUGCUGGAGGUCACAGACUCUGGGUCGGACCACCCACCUCCUGUGAUUAGGCAGGGCCCACUCAAUCAGACCAUUCCUGUGGACAGCACAGUGGUCCUGGGUUGCCAAACAGCUGACUCUCCACCGCCUACAGUCCACUGGCAGAAGGAUGGUGCCGCGGUGUCUCCGGUGGACUCCCGCAUGUCGGUAGCAGACACAGGAUCACUGGAGAUCCGCUACGCCAAGCUGGGAGACACAGGCUUCUACACUUGUGUAGCUUCCAGUCCAAAUGGAGAGGCUUCCUGGACAGCUUACUUACAGGUGGAGGAGUUUGGAGUUGUUGUUCAGGCCAGUCAGCCGAGAGACCCCAAACUGAUUCCCAGCGCUCCAUCUAAACCCGAGGUGACCGACGUCGGACGCACUUCGGUCACUCUGUCGUGGAAAUCGAAAGUGGAUGCCGGCGCUCCGCCUACAUCUUACCUGAUCGAGGCAUUCAGUUAUACGUCAGGCAGCAGAUGGGUGACCCUCGCCGAGCAUAUAAAGACUCAGACUUUUAUACUGAGGAACCUGAAGCCUGCAGCUGUCUACCUCUUUAUGGUCCGAGCGGUGAAUGCUUAUGGCCUCAGUGACCCCAGUCCAAUCUCCGGCUCUGUCCGAACACAAGACGGCACUUCCACCAUGCAGGGCGUGGAUCACCGUCACGUCCAGCGGGAGCUCGGCGAUGUGGUUAUCCACCUGCACACACCAACAGUCGUGUCGGCUUCUGCUGUGAGGGUGCAGUGGAUGGUCGAGCAGCAGUCCCAAUACAUUCAGGGUUACAAGGUGCUUUACAGGGCGUCCGCUGAGCAUGGCCAGCCAGAGGGUCAGUGGAGUGUCCUGGAGGUACACGCCCCACGGGAGGACGGCGUGGUGAUCGGCCAGCUGAGGAGAGGAUCCAUCUACGAGUUCAAAGUGCGCCCCUUCUUUGAUGAGUUCCAGGGAGCUGACAGUGAGGUGAAGGUGGUCAGGACAUUGGAAGAAGCCCCUAGCAGAGCACCACAGGGCGUUACGGUGACAAAAAGUGAUGCCAAUGGGACCGCCAUCCUUGUUGCUUGGAAACCGCCUCCGGACCGGGAAGAAGCUGGAGUCAUUCAGGAGUACAAAAUCUGGUGCCUGGGUAAUGAGAGCCGGUAUCAUGUAAACCAGUCGGUCGAUGGCUCCACCUUUUCUGUGCUCAUCUCCAGUCUGGCGCCAGGAAUUCGUUACAGCGUGGAGGUUGCGGCCAGCAAUGGUGCUGGACCUGGGGUCAAGAGUGAUGUCACUUUUUUUCAAUUAGACUACGCAGGACAGAUGAUGGAUAUCAGUGAGGAGAAAGACACGUUGUCUCAGAUCUCAGAUGUGGUGAGGCAACCGGCCUUCAUUGCUGGCAUUGGCGCCACCUGCUGGUUGGUCCUCAUGAUCUUCAGCGUGUGGCUCUACCGUCAUCGCAAGAAGAGAAGUGGCCUCAGCAGCACAUACACUGGCAUCCGCAAGGUCCCUUCAUUCACCUUUACACCUACAGUGGCAUAUCAAAGAGGAGAAUCUGUAUGCAGUGCUGGCAGACCCGGCCUUCUCAGCAUGGGCGAACCUCUAAACCAGCUGUGGCUGCCCGACAAUUGGCCGAAUGCGUGUGCCAAUCACAAGGACUGCAGCAUCAACUGCUGCAAUAAUGGCAAUGGCACCAGUGACAGUAACAUGACAACAUACAGCCGACCAGCUGACUGCAUUGCAAACUAUGGAAAGCAUCCAGAAAACAAACAGGGGGGACAGCACGGCUCUGAGACGGCCAUUUACAGCGAUGUGAACCUCUCCAACAAGCUCAAUGAGAUUAAAACGUUCAACAACUCCAACUUGUGCUACGCGAGUCCAGGAGGAGAUUCAGCAGCCACAUAUGAACCCAUCCCGUACGCCACCACACAGCUGAUCCAGGCCAGCAUUAAGAACAAGGCGGGCACCGGUGGCGCGACAGCGGAGCAAAUGGACGUGCCCUGCUGGAAACAGCCCCCCAACCCGCCUCCAAUACCAAAGGAGAUGGCGGCGCAGAUGCAGUACAACAUAUUUGAGCAAAACAUGCUAAAUAAAGAUCACUUUCAAGGAAGUGAAGGAAUGAUCCAUCCGAAAACGAUACCCUACAACCAGACCCGUGAUCACAGCACAGGAGGCUCACACCACAGCUCUGACAGAGGCAGCAACAGCACCUCCGGGAGUCAAAAUCAAAAGAAAGGAACGCGAGCCCCAAAGAUCCCAAAACAUAAUGCAGUAAGCUGGGGAGAAGCGCUGUCUCCUCCUCAUGCUAAUGCCUGGGACUGUGAUGAGUACAGCCUACCGAUGGAAAGGAGUUUUGAUCCAGCGGAGAGAAUAGAAGGCUGCCCCACCCCACCAGUAAGAGCGGCAGCCUCCUCUCCUGUUGAAGUGUCCUAUAGUCACCCACCACACACAGCAUCACAGGCAGAACUGAGCAAUGGCCUGCACGAUGGACCUGAGCACCUCAGCCAACACGUCGCCGGCCACCUUCGCCCUCUUUCCCCAACACACACCUACAGCUCCAUACCCUUCUGCAUGGACACCGAUGUACAGGAAGAGGAGGAGGAGGAGGAGGAGGAGGAGGAUGAUGAGGAGACAGACGCAGAGCUCGCUGACAGUCACUACAGCCAACACCACAACGGGCAGAAGCACAAACACCAGCUGCACCACCCCUCUCCACACAAGCUGCUCCUCCAUGGGCUGGAGCAGACCCCAGCCACCAGCACGGGGGAUCUGGACCGAUCGGUCACAGGGUCCAUGGUUAACAGCUGGGGCUCAGCAUCCGAGGACAACAUCUCAUCUGGCAGGUCCAGUGUUGUCAGCACCUCGGAAGGAUCCUUCUUUACAGACGGCGAUUUCAACCAGGCAGUAGCCUCUUCACGGGAUAUUGUAGGCCUGCGCAUGUGCAGAUACCCAGAGGAGUCAGGCCAACGGCUCCAGCGGCCCAGCAGCCCCAUGUCCACCGACAGCAACAUGAGUCCUGCAAUAACACAUAAAAGGCCCAGAAGGCAUAAACAGAACCAGCCUGGUCAACAAGGCUACCAGCCCAAAGAUGUCUUCAAUGAUGACUCCUGCAUGCCUCUGAAUUUUUCCAGCCAGAUGUCCCACAGCAACUACAAGGUGAGGGGGGCCACGCUGCCUCGGAUGGGCUCUGGGGAUGCCCGGGGUCGACGCGGCAGCACUGGCACUCACAGGGCCAGGGAGGCUACAUUUGAACAGGGGGAGAGCCACGACAAGCACACGACUCCACCAGCAGGAAAAGGAAGCAGCAAAAGCCGACAGCACUCAGAAUUUGGGGAUGUCCUUCUGUACAGUCGUCCCUCUUUCCCAUCAGGUCAAGCUCAGAGGGAGCCUGAUGACACUAAUUCAUCCAGCUUUAUGUCAUGUGGAGACGCAAGGACCAAACAGGGAGGACAGGGGGAAGAGUUCCUGAAAAGCUAAGAAGCACAGAACAGGAAUACCCUGCAGCAGCUUCAGAGGAAGGACUUUGACCUUUCACAAUGGAAGAAAGACUUUUAAAAAUACUGCACAGUACAUGCU